AUCAUAAGGUCAUUGACCUAGGAUCCAUAGGAUCCAAAAUUAGGUGGCACCUUUCAACCCAUCUAAUCCUUUACCAUCUUUAAAGACUAAGCCUAUACCCGAACACAGCUAAACGGAAUAAAAGCCCCAUUUCUAACAAAACAUAACCGAGAAGCUGCAAGGUUUUUUAGGGUUUCUUAUCAGUCGCUUCACUUUUCAGAAGAUGGCUCCAAAGCAGCCAAAUACAGGUCUUUUUGUGGGUUUGAACAAAGGUCAUAUUGUCACUAAGAAGGAAUUGGCACCGAGACCAUCUGAUCGCAAAGGGAAAACGAGCAAAAGGGUUCAUUUUGUGAGAAGUUUGGUUAGGGAAGUUGCUGGAUUUGCUCCAUAUGAGAAGAGAAUCACUGAGCUUCUUAAGGUUGGGAAAGACAAGCGUGCACUCAAAGUGGCCAAAAGAAAGUUGGGUACCCACAAGAGAGCGAAGAAGAAGCGUGAAGAGAUGUCCAACGUUCUGCGCAAGAUGAGGUCUGCUGGAGGAGGAGAAAAGAAGAAGUGAUGAUCCAGCAAAAUAUCUUUUAGGAACUCAAUGUUUUGAUUACUUAAGCUCGAGUAACGUCAUUUAGAGAGAUUUUUGUGUCCAAUUUUGAUUCGCCAAUUCCGUUAUACAUUAUUUGGAAACUGAAAACUUUUAUGUUGUAAGCAGUGAUUUUGGUGAAUGUAGUUGUGUUUCUGUGUA
Amaranthus tricolor (Joseph's coat) is the source of this 715-nucleotide messenger RNA. Its product is annotated as 60S ribosomal protein L36-2-like. The coding region runs from base 203 to 535 and encodes 110 amino acids. Gene Ontology annotation, molecular function: structural constituent of ribosome. Gene Ontology annotation, biological process: cytoplasmic translation. The transcript is spliced from 4 exons. Gene Ontology annotation, cellular component: cytosolic large ribosomal subunit; ribosome. Lineage: Eukaryota; Viridiplantae; Streptophyta; Magnoliopsida; Caryophyllales; Amaranthaceae. The record is from RefSeq and is a predicted model, not a curated record.